This is a messenger RNA of Malus domestica (apple), 852 nucleotides long. The record is from RefSeq and is a predicted model, not a curated record. Lineage: Eukaryota; Viridiplantae; Streptophyta; Magnoliopsida; Rosales; Rosaceae.
AUGAGCAAGAGAAAGAAUUGUUUAAGGAAGAAGAAAUGUUUAAUCUCCAGGAGGGAGAAAUAUGAGAUGGAAGAGGAAGAGGAUGAGGAGCGUAGAAAGAGAGAUGACAAAGCAAGAAGUGAGAAAGCCUCAUAUUCCCGUCGAGUCAUCCAAGCUGUGGCGGUUGAGAUCUCUAAGCCCAGGCGGUCUGCAAACAACGAGGAAAACAGCAGUGACCCAAUCCCAUUGGUGAGGUGUCCUCGACCGGCUGAGCAAACAAAUGAGGUUCUCUUACCUCUGGACAAAGGUAAAGGUGUCAUAUCAUCUACGCCUAAUCCAGACCGGGAUAUCCAACUACCAGUCGAGGCCACUAGUCAUGCGAAUCUUGAGGUGGCAGCUGAAAGGCCAGCCGUCGAGCCGGUAACUUCUACAGGGGAAGAAGCGACCACGGAGACGUUAGUUCAUCAUCAGGACAAAUCUCAGCAUCCUCGCACAAGACAUCACCUCAGCCUUUCUCGUCAAAACAAAGGCCUCGACUUUGUGGGAAAAUGCUUAAACAACCUUGCAGCUGAUGGUCUGGUAAGCAAUGAAAGCAUUGUUCACCUGACGACCGUUUUGGAGAGAACUCAACUAUACUUUGAUAUUUUUGAGAAAGCUCUUCAAGUUAAUGAGGACCUGAAGGUUGCAACAACCGCUCAAGAAGCUAUCCUACCAGAGCUCAAGGCAAUGAAGACAAAGAAAGAGAAAAUGGCUGACCUUGAUCGUCAGUUUGCUGAACUUCAAUCCCAAAGGGUUUCCAUUGCCUUUGAGUCUAAGAGGGACUUUGAGGCAAAUAAACCUCGGCUGGCAGAGUAUGCGGUUGGCGUAAAAUGA